This is a messenger RNA of Aspergillus homomorphus CBS 101889, 2646 nucleotides long. RefSeq names its product M28 family metallopeptidase. Bases 1 to 2646 code for a protein of 881 amino acids. Lineage: Eukaryota; Fungi; Ascomycota; Eurotiomycetes; Eurotiales; Aspergillaceae. The record is from RefSeq and is a predicted model, not a curated record. The transcript has 2 exons. Gene Ontology annotation, molecular function: carboxypeptidase activity.
AUGGGUAACGAUCAGAAGUUCGAAUACGAAUCCUUGCCGAUUCCUACCUACGAGGAGGCCAUCGGUGCCCGUCCUGGCUCGUCCCGAUCCCACCUCGAUGCAUCCGAUGAAGCAGGCGACAAUGCUGAACGACAAGGCCUUUUGCCCCGGAGUGGUCCGGAUACCACUCCGCGGCCGGAUGCCAGAUAUCGUGGCUAUCAGCCUCCCACCGUUGAGUCCGCCCGCAAUAGCAUUGAUGACCUCGACUCCACCGGGUCAAGAUCGGAACGAGGGUCCAUGGAGGAACUGCGACGGGAACUCGAUCAGAUGGACGUGGAAGAUGGCCCAGAGUCUUCCUCCCGCCGCUCACAGUUACGGUCGCGAUUCUCGAAACGCUUCAACAACUUGACCCGCUCCCUCUCUUCCUUCAAUCUUCCCUUUCGCCGCUUCCUCCCUACGUUCCGUUUUACGAUACGCCUCGAUGAUGCUCGUACCGGGCUAAAGAACAAUGCAUGCAUGAUCCUACUACGUCUCUUUGGGCUGUUCCUGGUGGUCACGGUGGUUUAUAUCUUUUUCAUCUCGGACAUAUUCAACAUGAAUUCUCGCUUCAUCAUGGGACAAUCCUACAGUGCAGCAUCGGUGGAGAACUUCGUCCAGGGGCAUAUCAAUGAGACCAAUAUCGCCGAGAAUCUGAAGAAGUUGACCGCAUAUCCUCAUAUGGCUGGUACGGAAGGCAGUUAUGUGCUCGCAGAAUGGGUGGAAUCGGAAUUCAGGAAGGCGGCUUUCGAUGAAGUUGAAAUGGAGGAAUUUCAGGUGUAUCUGAACUAUCCCACAAACGACGGAAGACGGGUGGCUAUCGUCGACCCUCCCCAGUUAGCCUGGGAAGCAGCACUGGAGGAGAAAGAAGAGCAAACAUUGGUCUUCCACGGGCAUUCUAAGUCCGGGAAUGUUACCGGUCAUCUUGUCUAUGCAAACUUUGGCUCCCGUGAGGAUUUCCACUACCUUGCAAAUCAAGGCAUUGACGUCAAUGGGUCCAUAGCGCUGGUCCGCUAUGGGGGCACAGAGUCUGAUCGUGCCUUGAAGGUCAAGGCUGCUGAACUUGCUGGGGCAGUGGGUUGCAUCAUCUACUCUGACCCCGCGCAGGAUGGCUUCGUCCAGGGCCCUGCCUAUCCAGAGGGACGCUAUAUGCCAGCGGAUGGGACACAGCGCGGCGCAGUCAGCUUGAUGUCGUGGGUCGUUGGAGAUGUUCUCUCGCCUGGAUUUGCAUCUACCCCCGAUGAAAAGAAGAGACUCAAGCCCGAGGAAAGUCCGGGGCUGACGAACAUUCCCAGCAUUCCGCUAGCCUGGCGUGACGCCCAGAGGCUUUUGCAAGUUCUGCAGGGUCAUGGUGCGCAGGUGCCAGAAAAGUGGGUAGGCGGAGUGCCGGAGGUUAACCAGUGGUGGACUGGAGCUAAGUCGUCUCCAACCGUCAAUCUUAUGAAUCUUCAAGACGAGGUGGAAAGACAGCCAAUCUACAAUGUGGUUGGUAGGAUAAUUGGGCUAGAGCAACCGGAGAAGAAGAUCAUCAUUGGUAAUCACCGUGAUUCAUGGUGCCUUGGAAGCGCUGAUCCAGGCAGUGGUACCGCAGUAUUCCUGGAGCUGGCCCGGGUCUUUGGCGAACUCCUCACCUUCGGCUGGCGUCCUUUGCGCACUAUCGAGUUCAUCAGCUGGGAUGCCGAAGAAUACAACCUUGUCGGCUCGACAGAGCAUGUGGAAAAAGAAUUGAAGGCGCUCAAGGAACACGCUUACGCUUACAUCAAUGUUGAUGUUGGAGUCAGCGGCCACGAAUUCGAAGCCUCCGGGUGUCCCCUCUUUGAGCGGGUCAUUACGCAGAUUCUCGGCCGCAUUGCGGACCCCAUCAGUAACGAAACACUCAAGGAUCUAUGGGAGAAAAGCAAGAAGAAGCUGGGUCCGCUGGGUGCGGGAAGCGACUAUGUGGCAUUCCAGGAUAUCGCUGGAACCUCCAGCGUGGAUUUUGGCUUUUCCGGCGAACCGUUUCCUUACCACAGUUGCUACGAGAAUUAUGACUGGAUGACGAGAUUCGUCGACCCUGAGUUCCAGUAUCACAAGAUUCUCGGCCAGUUUUGGGGUCUGUUAGUUCUCCAGAUUGCAGACAGCCCAAUCUUACCCUAUGAUCUCGAAGGCUAUGCGGAUCACGUGGGCGGCUAUGUUAGCGACUUGGAGAAGUAUGCGAAAUCUAAGAGUGCUCCGAUUGCUGAAGCCGCAUCGGCGGCCUCGGUGACUUUCAAGCCGCUAUAUGAGGCGGCCGUGAAAUUCAAGGCCAACGCGGAGCACUUCCAGAGAUGGGCUCAGGUCUGGCACGACGCUGUCUGGGGUGCUGGUGGCUUCGAGAACAAUGUGAUGGCUGUCCAACGACUGUCAUAUAACGCGCGGAUGGCUCACUUCGAGACCAAACUUCUGGACGAUAGGCCGGAUGGCGGAGUACCCAACCGCACGCAGUUCAAGCACGUUAUCUUCGGUCCUGAACUGUGGUCUGGCUACGAUCCAACCCUUUUCCCUGCCAUCCGGGACAGUAUUGAUUCCGGCAACUGGACUCUUACCCAAGAGUGGAUCGAUCGAGUCUCGGACAUCAUCUCCAGCGCGAGUAACAGUCUCGUCCAUGACUGA